Molecule: messenger RNA, 2211 nt
Organism: Brienomyrus brachyistius
Lineage: Eukaryota; Metazoa; Chordata; Actinopteri; Osteoglossiformes; Mormyridae
Product: CMRF35-like molecule 8
Exons: 9
Coding region: 177-1388 (403 amino acids)
Cellular component (GO): plasma membrane
Molecular function (GO): transmembrane signaling receptor activity
Source: RefSeq, a predicted model, not a curated record
UUAAUAGAACAUGUCGCAUCACACAGUGUCUGCGCAUUUGCAGCGUGUUACUGGGCGCAUGUGUUGCACCUUUUUUCUUCUGAGAACAGAGACGUAAAAGGAUAUCAGUGGUAUCAGAGCAGACCAGGAAGAGAGAGCCAGUCUUUAGUGGGCUGGGAUCUCUGACAGACUCAGUCAUGGCUCCUCUCCUCUUCCUCCUCCACGUCUUCUUCAUUAGGCUGCCAGGUGGUGACAGUGUGAGGACAUUCGAGUAUUUAACUGCGCAGAGUGGAGAAUCUCUCACCAUCCCAUGUUUCUAUGAUCAGAAGUAUAAAGACCAUGUGAAAUACUGGUGUAGAGGGAAAUUAUGGUCCUCCUGUACAAUCAUGAAACGCACAGACUCACCAGAGGGCUCCAGAAAAGUGUCAAUCACUGAUAAACCCGCUCAGUUAGUUUUCAAUGUCAACAUGUGGAACCUAAAUACAAGUGACACUGGUAUCUACUGGUGCGCUGUAGAGAUUGGUGGUAAAAUGGAUGAAUGUACGUCUCUGUCAAUAGAGGUUAAAGCUGCUCAGAGUGUGAGGACUGUGAGCUGGGUAUCUGCAAAGAGAGAAGGAUCUGUCACCAUCCCAUGUUACUAUGAUCAGAAGUAUAAACACCAUGUGAAGUACUGGUGUAGAGGGCGUGACUGGAACUCCUGCUCCACAUUGACACGCUCUGACUCCAAGCAGACAGCAGGGAAAGUGUCACUCAGUGAUGACCCCGCCCACUUGGUCUUUUAUGUGACCAUGAGCAACCUGCAGGAAACGGACUCUGACACUUACUGGUGUGCUGUGGAGAUUCACAGGGCAGCAGAUGAUUGUGUCUAUCUACAGCUGAUGGUGAUGGAAGCAAAAGGAGUUUCACAAACGCCCAAACAGGGAGAGCUGACUACAGCUUUACAGCAGACAGAAAGUAUUACUUCAUCUGCACAGCAGGGAGACGGUUUAACUUCAGCAACAAACCACCCAACAGGAUGGGCUGUGACCACACGUCCCUCUGGUGCCUUGACUUCCACCACUAAUGAGGAUUCUUCCACCACACAGUCACCAAGUCAGAUGCUCCUUCUGCUGAUUCUGAUGCUGCUACUGUUGCUGGUGGCCACUGUCAUGGUUAUCUGGAUUCUGCGAAGAAGAACCAAAACGCUGAUCAGUAACAGAAACAGACCCAGCCACCCUCAGACCACAGAUACUGGAGAUGAGCUGGUCUACAGCAGCAUGGUCUUUAAGGAACCUUCAGCCCAAAGUCCCUCUGUAGACCCCGGGGAUAAAAUGACAUUCAGCAGAGUAACUCUCCAGGACAAGCAGGAAUGCCCCCCCUCUGAUGUGACUUAUGCUGCUGUGGUAUCGAAGAAGGAUCGGAUCUCUUGAAGUCCUUCUUUAAGUCUGUCUGCUGCCUGCAAUGUCCUCAGAAAAGGGGAAGUGUAUCUGAAGGAGACGCCAUUUGUGGUUAUUUGUGUUCUUCCCCAUUUGAUGACCCGUCUAACCCCCCCCCCCCCCCCCCACCACCCCCAAGACUGCCUGGGUGCAUCUUAAAAUGUGUCACUUUAUCAGACCUUUUUUUUUGGAGGAACUAACUGAGUUGUUUGUCUUGACAUGAGGAAAAUUUAUAUUUUUUUUCCAGUUACUAAACUGCAGUGAAUUAUAUGUUAUCUCUUAAUGCUUGUUAUUAAAACUGAGAAUACAUAAAGCAACGUGGGUAACGGGAAAGGAGAGUAUCUCUGGCAUUCAGCCACGUUACUAUUCAGCUGCCCCCACAUCUGACUGAAAAUUAUGAUAGCCUCCCUAAAUUUAACUUUCGACAUAGUGUUUGGCACGUGGCAAAAGUCUUGCUUUUUGGGAAUUUCUGUUUUUGCAUUUUGUUUCUGUUUUCAAUCCGUGGUUGAAUCCUUGGAUGCUGAACUUACGGAUACUGAGGGCCAUCUGUAAUCAUUUUUGUGUCUCGUUACCGAGUAUAUUUAUUUAGUCACUCCCUCAAUGUACUAAACAGUCAAUAAUAGAACCUGAAACCACAGGCCUGGUGAGACUCGCCAUGGCAACAGGACAAGUGAGACAGUUUAGUCCUUCCUGUGACCCAGUACCUGUUUGUUUUUUCUGUGCUUUUUUCCCCUUUUUGAGGCUGUCUUUCAUUUUCAGUCAUCUCCAGUGCCCCCCCCCCCAUCAUCCCCAAAUAAAUGCCUGUUCCUUCCGCCCA